This is a messenger RNA of Sodiomyces alkalinus F11, 3114 nucleotides long. RefSeq names its product FACT complex subunit SPT16. Gene Ontology annotation, cellular component: FACT complex. Bases 1 to 3114 code for a protein of 1037 amino acids. Gene Ontology annotation, molecular function: nucleosome binding. The transcript has 5 exons. The record is from RefSeq and is a predicted model, not a curated record. Gene Ontology annotation, biological process: positive regulation of transcription elongation by RNA polymerase II; transcription elongation by RNA polymerase II. Lineage: Eukaryota; Fungi; Ascomycota; Sordariomycetes; Glomerellales; Plectosphaerellaceae.
AUGGCGGAGAUCAAGAUCGACGGAAAGCUCUUUCAUGAGCGUAUCUCGCACUUGACGAGCGCCUGGAAAAAUGACAACCUGCGUAACCGCGACAACGACGAGGGCGGCAUCUUUCGCAAUGCCUCCUCUAUCCUCAUUAUGAUGGGCAAGGUUGAGCAGGUCCCGGAACUGCAUAAAAACAAUGCCAUGCAUUUUUGGCUUCUCGGCUACGAGUUCCCGACUACUUUGAUGCUUAUCCUACUCGACACCGUCUACAUCGUCACAACCGCCAAAAAAGCCAAGCAUCUCGAACCCCUCAAGGACGGUCGUUUUCCAGUAAAGAUACUCGUUCGCGGCAAGGAUACAGAGGAAAACGAGAAGAUUUGGACUGAGAUUACCUCGGCCAUCAAAAAUGCGGGCUCCAAGGUCGGCGUCCUCCCCAAGGACACUUCAAAGGGCCCCUUCGUCGACGAAUGGAAGAAGACUUUCGCCGAGCAGUGCAAAGGCAUUGAGGAAGUCGACAUCACACAGGCCCUCUCCACCGCUGCCUUCUCCAUCAAGGACGAAUCGGAAUUGCGAGCCAUGCGGACUGCCUCCAAGGCAUGUGUCGGCCUCAUGACGCCUUUCCUCCUCGAGGAGAUCACCGACAUCGUGGACAAUGACAAGAAGGUCAAACAUAGCGCCCUGACCGACAAGGUCGACAAGAAGCUUGACGAGCAGGGUUGGUGGAAGACGGUGAAACUGCCCAACGGGACCCGGCUGCCUUCCGAUCUUGAUCCCACCCAGCUGGAUUGGGUCAUGGGCCCAACUGUACAGAGCGGCGGUCAAUAUGAUCUCCGCAUGGGCGUGGAGAGCAACGACGAGAACCUCCACCCCGGCAUCAUCAUCGCCAACAUGGGCCUGCGCUACAAGUCGUACUGCUCGGCCAUUGCGCGUACCUAUCUCAUGGACCCCAACAAAUCCCAGGAGAGCACCUACAGGCUCCUGCUCAACAUCCACAACUUGAUCAUCAAGGAGAUCAGGGACGGCGUCAUCGCUAGGGACGUCUACGCCAAGGCCCUGGGCCUGAUUAGGGCCAAGAAGCCCGAUCUCGAGAAGCAUUUCCUCAAAAAUGUCGGCUACGGUAUCGGCCUCGAGAACCGCGACUCGACUCUGCUCAUCAGCGCCAAGAACACGAGGACUCUGAAGGAUGGCAUGACUUUGGUCGUGACCACGGGCUUCACCGACGUCGAAAACCCGCAGCCCCAAGAUAAGUAUAGCAAGAAGUACUCGAUGCUCCUCACUGACACGAUUCGCGUCACCUCGGCCGACGCUGUCGUCUUUACCGGCGAGUCGCCCACCACCGCCGACGCCUGCUCUUUCUUUUUCGAGGGCGAGGAAGAGGCCGUGGCGACUCCCAAGAAGGAGAAGAAGGACUCCCGCGUGGGAGCCGUUGCCACGAAGAACAUCACCUCCACGAGAUUGCGAUCGGAGCGGAACGCGCAGCCCGACGAGGCUGCGGAACAGAGACGCCGAGAACACCAGAAGGAGCUUGCUGCGAAGAAGCAGAAGGAAGGGUUGAAGCGGUUCGCCGAGUCGACCGGGGCAAAGAACGGCACCGAAGUGAAGAAGUUCAAGCGCUUCGAGUCGUACAAGCGCGACAACCAGCUUCCCCCCAAGGUGCGGGAUCUGUCCGUCGUGGUGGAUACCAAGAACAACACCGUCGUGCUUCCGGUCAUGGGCCGCCCCGUUCCCUUCCACAUCAACACCAUUAAGAACGCGAGCAAGAGCGACGAGGGCGAAUGGUCGUUUUUGCGUGUCAACUUCCUCUCCCCGGGCCAGGGCGUGGGUCGGAAGGAUGACCAGCCUUUUGAGGAUGCCACCGCCCACUUCCUCCGAAGCCUGACUUUCCGCUCCACCGAUGGAGAUAGGUACGAGGAAAUCGCCCUUCAGAUUUCAAACAUGAAGCGUGAUGUGGUCAAGAAGGAGCAAGAGAAGAAGGAGAUGGAGGAUGUUGUGGAGCAGGACAAGCUGGUCGAGAUCAGGAAUCGUCGACCGGCUGUGCUCGAUAACGUCUUUAUUCGCCCAGCAACCGAAGGCAAGCGGGUUCCCGGCAAGGUGGAAAUCCAUCAGAAUGGUAUCCGCUACACCUCGCCUCUCCACGGCAGCCAGCGGGUUGAUAUUCUCUUCUCCAACGUCCGCCAUCUCUUCUUCCAGCCUUGCCAACACGAGUUGAUCGUGAUAAUACACAUUCACCUGAAGGACCACAUUGUAUGGGGCAACAAGAAGAAGACCAAGGAUAUCCAGUUCUACCGAGAGGCAACGGACAUCCAAUUCGACGAGACGGGCAACCGGAAGCGAAAGUACCGAUACGGAGACGAGGACGAGUUCGAACAAGAACAGGAGGAACGUCGCAGGAGAGCCGAGCUGGAUCGCCUCUUCCAGGGCUUCGCCCAGAAGAUCGCCGAGGCGGGCAAGAACGAGGGCAUCGAAGUCGACAUGCCGCUGCGCGACCUCGGUUUCCACGGCGUCCCGUUCCGGAGCAACGUCUUCAUCCAGCCGACCACGGACUGUCUGAUGCAGGUGGUCGAGCCCCCGUUCAUGGUCAUCACGCUCGAAGACAUCGAGAUUGUACACCUGGAACGUGUCCAAUUCGGGCUCAAGAACUUUGACCUCGUCGUCGUAUUCAAGGACUUCAGCCGCAUACCAUACCACAUCAACACGAUCCCCGUGGAGUACUUGGACGCGGUCAAAGAAUUCAUCGACUCGUCCGACAUCCCUUACUCUGAGGGACCGCUCAACCUCAACUGGCCGACCAUCAUGAAGACGGUCACGGCCGACCCGCACCAGUUCUUCCUGGACGGCGGCUGGUCGUUCCUGCAAGCCGAGUCGGACGAAGAAGACGCCGAGGAGGAGGACGAGGAGAGCAACUUUGAGAUUGACGACGACGAGAUGGACGAGGCGUCCGAGUCGAGCGAGGAGGACUCGGACUUUGGCUCCAAUGUCUCGGACGAGGACGAUGAAGACGAGGCCGAGAUGAGUGACGAGGACGAAGGCGAGGACUGGGAUGAGCUCGAGGCCAAGGCCAAGAAGCGGGAUCGGGAAAGCGGCCUGAAUGAGGACGAGGGCCGGAGCAAGAAGAAGCGCAAGCACUAG